CAGUCGCUUCUUUUUUCUCGCGGGUCGCCUCGCUUAUUACCGGUAUCUAGCACUUUCCCUCUCCUAAAUUCAAUUUACAACUAUACCCUCAUUCAUUCUCUUCUGAAAAAAGAAAUUGACUCACCAGCAAUCCCUAGUCACUGCCUUGCUUAAUUUUUGAUUAAGAGAAUGCCGAAAGUGAAGACAAAUCGUGUCAACUAUCCUGAGGGCUGGGAAUUGAUUGAGCCUACCCUACGUGAAUUACAAGCCAAGAUGAGAGAAGCUGAAAAUGACCCGCAUGAUGGUAAGAGAAAAUGUGAGGCUUUGUGGCCUAUUUUUAAGAUAGCGCAUCAAAAAAGCCGAUACAUUUUUGACCUUUACCAUCGUAGAAAGGAAAUAAGCAAGGAGUUAUACGAGUUUUGUCUGGAUCAAGGCUAUGCGGACCGCAAUCUUAUUGCAAAGUGGAAGAAGCCGGGUUAUGAACGUCUCUGCUGUUUAAGAUGCAUGCAACCACGGGAUCACAACUUUGCAACUACCUGCGUAUGCCGAGUGCCCAAGAACCUGAGGGAGGAGAAGGUCAUAGAGUGUGUCCAUUGCGGUUGCAGGGGAUGUGCUAGUGGAGAUUGAUCGAAUAUCUUUUCUUUCUUGCACAGCACACUAUGGAUCCCUAUUUACUGUGUACCCAGUUCCUUGUCGCACUGUUUAUGUAAACUUUAACAACAAUUUGGAUGCUGGAGAUGUUGGCUUUUGAUACAGAUUUUUACCAUUUUCAGGAGUCUGUCUCACUAUCAGGCAUUUGUGAUAAUUAGACAUAAAUUUUAACUGUCAGGAUUUAGUUUGA
Ricinus communis (castor bean) is the source of this 820-nucleotide messenger RNA. RefSeq names its product protein BUD31 homolog 2. The transcript has 4 exons. Gene Ontology annotation, biological process: mRNA splicing, via spliceosome. Gene Ontology annotation, cellular component: spliceosomal complex; nucleus. Bases 169 to 606 code for a protein of 145 amino acids. NCBI's taxonomy places the organism in Eukaryota, Viridiplantae, Streptophyta, Magnoliopsida, Malpighiales, Euphorbiaceae. The record is from RefSeq and is a predicted model, not a curated record.